This is a messenger RNA of Paramecium octaurelia, 1324 nucleotides long. The record is from the annotation of a GenBank genome assembly. Lineage: Eukaryota; Ciliophora; Oligohymenophorea; Peniculida; Parameciidae.
AUGGAUUAUGAUUCUCUUUAUCUACUCUUGCCAAAAGAACCCAAGAAAUGGCAAGUGUCUGAUGUUGUUAUUUGGCUCUAAUUUAUUGGACUGGGUUAGAUGGAGGACAAGUUUGGUAUGUUGUUUCCAAGUUCUAUCUUAGUGAAUUGCUCAAUCGAUGGCUCCAUUCUGGAAGAAAUAACAGAGAACGAUUUGGAAGAAGAAUUGGGAAUCAGCUAGAAAAUAAUCAAAAAAAAGUUAAUGAAUUGUAACCAUUAUCUAAUCGGUAGGGAUAUCAACAGGGUUGAAAGAAUAUAGCAUAUACUUGUGUUAAAUUAAGUUAAAUACCAUCAAAAAAUAGCCCAAUGAAGAAUUCACUCUCUAAAAGAAUGUAAAUGCUUGUUAAGAAAAAUAAAGCUAAUCAAUCAUUAAUCAAUAUGAUGAGUUAUAUAGUUCUUAGAACAAAAUGACUAAUUUAAUUGAAAAUCAACUCAUCUUAUAGCCUCUAGAGAGUUAAUAAAACAAUUUCUAUUGCGUCAAAUAACCUGGUGCAAAGAUUGGAAGACAUUCAAGCAAUUAAAUUCUUAUUUUGGAAGAAAAUAUUAGCAGAUUUCACGCUGAGAUUACAUACUAAGAUUCUAAGGUAUAAAUCUUUGUAAUGAUUAUUUAUAGUUUUAUAUUAGGGAUAUCGGAAGCACCACAGGAACAUAUAUAAAAAUUUAAAAACGAAUGAACCUCUUCCUAGGUAUGCUAAUUGAACUUGGUAGCAAUUUAUUCUAAGUCUCUCAAUUGGAAGAGGUCUCCAAUGGCAUUCAACUUGGACUCCUUGUUCUUGAAGGACCAAACUGCGAAGAACAAAUUAGUUUUCAUCUUAAUCAAGACAAAACCUCAGUCACCUUUGGUAGAAAGGCUAAUGCCGAUAUUGCAUUUCCUGAAGAUCAUCAUCUUUCUAAUUUGCACGCUAAAUUUUAUCUGGUUGACAAAAAUGUAACUAUUGAAGAUCAUUCCUCUACUAAUGGGUACAUAACAAUUUAUUUAUUAUUCUAGAACUUGGCUAAGAUUAUCUGAAGACGGAAAACCAAGUUAAAAUUACCCACUUACCUUAGAUGAUGAAAUGACUGUCGUCAGGAUUGGAACAGUUAAUUAAUACCUUUGUUAAUUAGAUAAAUUCAGUAUAAAUUAUAAUGAAUACAAUUUUUGUACACUGUGUAAUGAAAAUGAACGAGAUGCACUUUGUCUACCUUGUAAGCACAAUUCUACUUGUUUCAAAUGUAGUAAAAAUUUGUAAUUAUGUCCAAUUUGCAAAAUGAAGAUCUCAUAGCAAAUUAGAAUUUACAAAAAUUGA